AUGGACCACACGCGGCUGCCCGCCAUGAGUGCUAGGAUGCUGGUGCUGGCGGCGGUGGUGGGCUCCCUUUGGAAUCUCGUGGGCUCCUUCGCGUUCGUGACUCCUGUCAAGACCAAGACACGACUUCAACUGCGCAGCCUUGCCGGCGGCACGACGUUCGUUCAGCCCGCCGACCAGAGCAGGGUGCGCACCGCCGGCGUCGGCUGGGCGCGAUCGCCGAUCGUGAGGCCGCCGGUCAUCAGACUCUCCUCCUCGUCCAGCGGUGACGGCAACGACGGCAAGGAAGCGGCGGGGGGAGGGGGCCCGGACGCCCUCCAACGGGAAAUUGACAGCAUACGGGAGGCGCGAAUGACCGCCGGCCAGAUCAAGGUGGAGCUCGACGCGCUAGGGGUCAGCUACGUGGGCCUGCUGGAGAAGGCGGAGUACGUGCUUGCGCUGGCAGAGGCUCGGGUUUCCGGUGGUGGCGGAGGCGGUGGGCAGACAGGGCCAGCAGAAACAGGCGAUGGUGCCGCCGGGGAGGCAUCGUCAGCGAGCGGUGAGGUCGACACCGACGCGGCCGCGGCUGCGGCCGACGGCCCGGAGGCCGGACAACCGCCGUCUGCGACGGAGGCCGGAGAGUCCAUGCCCGCGGCCGACGACGCUGUGGCCGAGGCGAAGGCGAGGCUCGAAGAGGACGCAAAAGCCGCCGCCGCCGCGGCGAGAGCCACCGAGGCUCAAGCCGAACAGGCAAGGGCCGAAGAAGAGGCGAGACGAGAGGCGGAAGAGCUUAAGGCUCGCCAGGAGGCGGAGGAGGAAGCAGCCGCCAGGGUCGCCGCCGAGGAGGAGAAGGCUGCUGCUGAGCUGAAGGAGAAGCUGGAGGCGGAGGCGGCGGCCGCCCAAGCCGCCGCCGAGCGCGAAGAGGCGCUGCGCAUCGAACAAGAGAAGGAGGAGGCCGCCAGGAUAGCUGCCGAAGCCCAGGCCCAGGCAGACACGGAGGCCGAACUUGCCGCUGAACAGGCGGCCGCCAAGAUGAAGGCCGAGGAGGAAGAGGAGCCAGCUGGCCAGGAAGAGGAGACUCCGGAGCCGAGCGCAGAGGGGGAGAAGGAAGAGGAGAAGGGGGGAGAGGUGGCGGGAGAGGAGGUUUCCAUGGACCCGUCCGGAGCACCGAAUGCCGCAGAGGAGAAGGAGGAUGAGGUUGAGGAAGUAGUCUCACCACCCCCUGAGGACAAGGAAGCGCCGCCGCCGACUCCUUCGGAAACGGAUGAGGCAAGCGCACGGGCGUCCGAGACCCCUUCACCGGACACGGCCGAGACCGCGGCGGUAGCUCAAGACACCGCCCCACCGCCGGCGGACGAGACGGCAGACACGCCGACGGAGCCCGGGACUCCUGCUCCGGAGACCACCGAAGCCGCGACGCCAGCUCCCGAGGGCGACGCCGCCGCCGCCGCCACGCCUCCUCAAGUCGACGAAGUCAAUGGCGGCGACGCAACGGACCCGCCUUCUGAGGACGACGCAGGCUCUGAGACCGACGCCGCUCCUGCUGCUGGUGAUGACGAUGACGCCGAGGAGCAAGCCUCUGGGGGGGGCGGCGGCGUGGACGCGCAGGCGGCCAAGAUCAGGGAGGCUCGCAUGACCGCGGGGCAGAUAAAGGCGGAGCUGGACGCCCUGGGCGUGGGCUACGUGGGCCUGUUGGAGAAGUCGGAGUUCGUGAUGAAGCUCGCGGAGGCGAGGGUAGACGGGGGAGGGAAGGCGGCAUUGGAAGGGGAGAGUAGUGAUGCGGUGGAAGAGGAGGAAGAACAAGGUUCGGCCGAGGAGGCGGAAGACGAGAAGAAGGAGAAGGAGGAGAAGGAGGAGGAGGAGGAGGAGGAGGAGGCAGCGUCGUCUGCCGGAGAAGACGCCGCCGAUGAGGUUUCCGCGAUGCGCGUCUCCGCGAUAAAGAAGGAGCUCGACGAGCGAGGGGUCGGAUACCGAGGGCUCUUCGAGAAGUCGGAAUUCGUUGACCUCCUGGUCGACGCUAGGGCCAAGGGGAUCACCGCACCUCCGCCAUCAUCGUCCGGCGACACCGAUGGUGGUGCUGGGAGCGGGGGGGGGGCAUCCGCCCAGGCACAAGACAAGGCCGACGCCGCCUACAAGGACGUCGAGGUGAAGAAGAUGAACAGCGACCCCUCCGGCGGCAGCGGCGGCGGCGGCAGCGGCCAACAACAGCAGCAGCCCGGAGGCGGCGGUGGUAUGCCUGGGGGCAUGCCCGGCGGGAUGCCCGGCGGCGGGAUGCCCGGGGGGAUGCCCAACAUGGGCGGGGGCGGGGGCGGUGUCAACAUCAACGACAUCUUGAGCGGCCUCGGGGGUAUGGGCGGGGGCGGCGGCGGGGCCGCUGGCGGGGCGGGAGGGGGAGCCGGUGGCUUCGACAUCGGCAGCAUUCUUGGCGCGAUGGGAGGAGCAGGCGGUGCGGCGGGGGGCGGUGCGCCAGGAGGAGGGGGGGGCGGAGGGAUGGGAGGCAUGGGUGACAUGAUCGGGAAGAUGAUGAACAACCCGAAGGCCAUGGAGGCGUUCCAGAAGGCGCAGAGCAAUCCAAAGGUCAUGGCCGCCAUCCAAGACGUUACCCAGAACGGCAUGAGCGCCAUGUCCAAGUACCAGGACGACCCCGAGAUCUUGGCGAUCAUCGAGGAGCUCAAGGGCUUGUUCUGAGAGACAAAGGGUAGGGGGGGCAAGAUUGCCACACCACCGCAGGCUAACAGCAGCUUAGUACCACCAUCGAUGACAACGUAGUCUCGGAACCCUGGCACCGACAAAGGGCACAUGCACGCCGUCGAGUGAGAGUAGACAAGCUCUCUCCCGCUGCUGCUGCUGCUGCUGCUGCCGCUGUUGCAGCUGAGACUACGUGGCUGCAGCAGCGGUUGUCGAAGUCGUACGUAACACGACAACAAGAGGAGAAUAACUCGGCUCCCGACAAGCAGCGGUACAACAGGAGCCGCACGUAGCAGUAGUGAUUGCGUUCGCAUGUGUGUAGACUUUAACGUCUUGCGUACGAACGCGUUCGUGGUAUCAUGUACGGUGGUUUGGAUUGGACGGCGCCGAGUUCGCAAUCGGUAUUGUGCAUUUGUAGGCUGAGACGAGCCCUGCCCAUACGAGGCUUUCGUGCUUCGACACACUGCCAUCUGAUGAUGCUUGUUCUUCUUGGUUCCUAUUUAGCCGGUGCGGGUGUGUAGCAAAGUGCGUUUCGUUCGUUGUGCGGUAGAGGUGCCUGAGAGUAUGGAACUCUAGAACCCUAGUAGUUAG
This is a messenger RNA of Ectocarpus siliculosus, 3255 nucleotides long. The record is from the annotation of a GenBank genome assembly. NCBI's taxonomy places the organism in Eukaryota, Phaeophyceae, Ectocarpales, Ectocarpaceae.